AUGCCUGCGGUGGCGCUGAGAUGUGGGCUGAUUAUAAGAGGACAGAAGAUGUAUUCUGUCCAGCAGGUUACUACUGCCCAACGGGAACAUCCAAAAAGUCCUGUAGCAGCGGGCACUAUUGCAGGUUGGGUUGCACCACUGAAGAUAGGUGCAUUGAGUGUGGUGCUUUUUAUCAUAUAUAACUUCUCAGAUCAGUUCCUCACAAUCCGUGAACGGAGAGAAACAAGAUCGAGGGAGGAAGCCAUUAAGAUGGCUAGGCAGCAGAUCAGAGCACAAAAGCACUGGAAGGUGGCAAAACAGCUAUUGAAGAGUCAUGUAAACAGAAGGCAGAGUGAUGUUCCUCACACGUUAGGGUCCUUUGCUCAACAUGCACAUAGAGAGAACUCUACCCAUAGAACGGAAGAGACACCAAUGGUUCCACUGAAGGCACAGGAACUAUCAGAAGCUUCAGUGUUUGAGAGUGAAGGCACGAACGAGAUAUCUGAAUCUGCUUCGUCAGUUGUGGUGAUUUCGAGUGGUGGUGGGGAAACUGCUGUUACCAAGAACAAAUGUGCCCUGAAAGGAAAGCACAGAUCAACACUCUCACAAAGAUUCAAGUACGCAUAUGUGAGUAUUGAGAAGGAGAAGAUCGAGGAGCAAGAAAACAAGAACCUUUCCUCCAGUAGUGUCAUUAUUACGGGAAAAACAAGCUCUGAGAUCUAUCACAGGGGAGCUCCAGCCUGGCCAUGUUACCACUGUCAUGGGCCCUCAGGUGCUGGCAAAACCAUAUUCCUCAGUGCCAUUGCUGGGAAGGUAGCCGGCUAUAAGAUUAACGGUUCGAUCCGUGUUAAUGGAAAGAAUGACAAAAUCCGCUCUUAUAAGAAGAUUAUUGGCUUUGUGCCACAAGAUGAUAUUGUUCAUGGAAACUGA
Messenger RNA from Miscanthus lutarioriparius, 909 nucleotides. The record is from the annotation of a GenBank genome assembly. Lineage: Eukaryota; Viridiplantae; Streptophyta; Magnoliopsida; Poales; Poaceae.